This is a messenger RNA of Pecten maximus, 558 nucleotides long. Its product is annotated as extensin-like. The record is from RefSeq and is a predicted model, not a curated record. Bases 1 to 558 code for a protein of 185 amino acids. Lineage: Eukaryota; Metazoa; Mollusca; Bivalvia; Pectinida; Pectinidae. The transcript has a single exon.
AUGUCAUCUUCACAAACCCAUAACUACUACCCCGCACCGCACAAACACCAGAAGCACGACCCCGCAGCGUACACAAGGGCAGCCGCACAAACCCAGAAAACACGACCACGCAUGCCGCACAAACCCAAACGACGACCCCGCAGCCGCACAAAACCCAGAACGACGACCCCGCAGCCGCACAAACCAGAACGACGACCCCGCAGCCGCACAAACCCAGAACGACGACCCCGGAGCCGCAGAAACCAAGAACCACGACCCCGGAGCGCACAAACCAGAACGACUACCCCGCAGCCGCACAAAAACCAGAACACGACCCCGCAGCCGCACAAACCCAUAACGACGACCCCGCAGCCGCACAAACCCAGAAGACGACCCGCAGCCGCAGAAAAACCCAGAACGACGACCCGCAGCCGCAACAACCCAGAACGACUACCCCCAUGCCGCACAAACCCAGAAGACGACCCCUCAGCCGCACAAAACCCAGAACGACUACCCCGCAGCCGCACAAACCCAAACGACACCCUCGAGCUCACAAACCCAAACAACGACUACCCAUAA